AUGGUAGCCAUGGCAACCCCCAAGAGAAUCAAAACCUACGAAGACUUCGCUAAAGUUCAUGCAAUUCUACUCGCUGCCUCAGGCUUGCCGGAGCCACUUCACCGCCGUCUCUUCCAAAAACUCUCCACCGAGACAUUUGACGGCGGCGAACACUUCCAGAUCGAGCCUUGCGAAGAGAAUCGCCAGAGACGCCUCGUUUUAACUUCAGAUUCUAUGGCCAAAGACUCCAACGUCUUCCUCAUUGAUCACGCUUGGACUUUCAGACUCCCCGACGCUUACAAACAGUUGCGUGAAGUUCCGGGAUUAGCAGAGAGGAUGAGUUCUUUGAUGUGUGUGGAUACUGACAGAAAUUUAGAUGGUGAAACUGAGGUGGAGGGUGUUGGUGAUGAAGCUUCGAGAGAGAAGGCUGAUGUCGUGGAAGUUGUUGAAAGUGAGGUUCGAGAGGCGAAAGAGAAAGGCGAUGGUACAUUGAGAUGGUUGGAGCUUGACAGUCUUGACAUUGAUGAUGAUACGCUUCUCUCACUGGACUUGCCUGCCAGAUUUCCGGAUUUAGUUGCGCUUAGCCUAUAUGGAAACAAGCUUACAAGAGCUGACCUGAUUGUUAAAGAAGUUAUCAAAUUUAAACAUCUCAAAGGACUCUGGCUGAAUGAUAAUCCGGUUCUUAAAAAUCGUGAUGGUGAGUUUGCAGAUAUUAUUCUUAAGGAAUUACCAGAACUGGAGAUUUAUAAUUCAACUUUCACAAGCAACUUUGGGGAAUGGGCUUUGGGCUUUUGUGCAGAGAUAUAUGGAAAAGAUAGCCCAACAAAUGCUGAUCAAGCUGACAGUCCACUGCUGAGUGUAUCUAAUCUUGACCUUUCAGAUAGAAACAUUCACAAUUUGACCAACAAGGAUUUUUCACCCAUUUAUUUGCCAUCCCUUUCGUACUUGAACAUUCAUGGAAAUCCAUUGGAGCAAAACUCAGUUGCCAAUUUGUUAGGUUUGCUGAGGGGAUUCCCUUGCUUACAUUCAUUGGAGGUUGAUAUUCCUGGUCCUCUUGGAGGAAGUGCCAUUGAAAUUCUAGAAUCUCUUCCAAACAUUUCUGAACUAAAUGGUAUUAGUACAUCCAAAAUAUUGGGAACUGGAAAGCAUGUUAUUGAUUCAGUGCUUCUUCCUCGCCUCCCUGAAUGGACCCAUGACGAGCCUAUUCAUGACCGUAUUAUAAGUGCAAUGUGGCAAUAUCUAAUGACAUAUAGACUUGCUGAUGAAGAAAAGUUAGAUGAAACCUCUGUAUGGUAUGUAAUGGAUGAAUUUGGUUCUGCUUUGCGGCACAGUGAUGAGCCCAAUUUUAGAGUGGCACCCUUUCUUUUUAUGCCGGAGGGCAAUCUAGCAUCAGCCGUGAGCUAUUCUAUUCUAUGGCCGACACAGAAUGUUUGGAAAGGGAAUGAAUGCACUCGUGACUUUCUUCUUGGUAUUGGGGAAGAUAAACAACGCUCUGCCAGAUUUACUGCCUGGUUCCAUACACCAGAGAACUAUUUUAUCCAAGAGUAUGAGAAGCACAAUCAGAAAUUGCAAUCCACAAGUUUAUUACCGCCCCCUGUGCAGUCUUCUGAGAGUAAAAGUAUCCGUCCACAUGAUGGACGUCUGCUACGGGUUUACACAGAUAUACCUCACGUGGAAGAGUACUUGACUCAUCCUGAGUUUACAAUCAUAAAGGAACCAAAAGAUGCAGAUAUAAUAUGGACAUGUGUGCAGGUAGAUGAGGAAUUGAGGAAGGCCACAGGCUUAACAGAUCAGCAGUAUAUUAAUCAAUUUCCGUUUGAGGCUUGUCUUGUCAUGAAACAUCAUUUAGCAGAAACAAUUCAGAAGGCACAUGGAUCUCCUCAAUGGUUGCAGCCUACUUAUAAUCUUGAAACUCAUCUGGGUCAACUCAUUGGUGACUAUAACGCGCGCAAAAGAGAAGGACUAGACAACCUUUGGAUCUUAAAACCUUGGAACAUGGCCCGAACAAUUGAUACUACUGUAACUGAUAAUUUAUCGGCCAUAAUCCGACUCAUGGAAACUGGUCCAAAAAUAUGCCAAAAGUAUAUUGAACAGCCUGCUUUGUUCCAAGGGAAAAAGUUUGAUCUCCGUUACGUAGUACUGGUUCGGAGCAUGCACCCUUUGGAGAUAUUCCUGUCAGAUUGUUUCUGGGUAAGGAUAGCCAACAACCAAUAUUCUUUGGACAAAAGUAGUCUUUUUGAGUAUGAAACUCAUUUCACCGUUAUGAAUUAUCGUGGAAGAAUAAAUCACAAGAAUAUUAAGGAUUUUGUGAGGGAAUUUGAGGAAGAACAUAAAGUUAAGUGGUUGGAUAUACAUACAAGAGUAAGGAAUAUGAUUCGUUCAGUGUUUGAGGCAGCCGCGGUUGCACAUCCUGAGAUGCAUAGUCCAACAUCAAGGGCAAUUUACGGUGUAGAUGUCAUGUUAGACAGCUCUUUCCAACCUAAGUUACUAGAGGUAACUUACUGCCCUGAUUGUACGCGAGCUUGCAAAUAUGACAUGGAUAUCGUGGUUGGAGAAGGAGGUGUUGCCAAAGGUGUUGAUUUCUUCAACAAUGUGUUCAAGUGUCUCUUUUUGAAUGAAAUUUCUCAGGUUAGUCCAUUGUAA
Vicia faba (fava bean) is the source of this 2622-nucleotide messenger RNA. The record is from the annotation of a GenBank genome assembly. Lineage: Eukaryota; Viridiplantae; Streptophyta; Magnoliopsida; Fabales; Fabaceae.